Messenger RNA from Hibiscus syriacus, 3054 nucleotides. RefSeq lists its product as uncharacterized. Gene Ontology annotation, biological process: DNA integration. Gene Ontology annotation, molecular function: nucleic acid binding. The transcript has 3 exons. The record is from RefSeq and is a predicted model, not a curated record. NCBI's taxonomy places the organism in Eukaryota, Viridiplantae, Streptophyta, Magnoliopsida, Malvales, Malvaceae. The annotation marks the transcript as partial.
CCUUUCUUCAAUGGAGCUAACUAUGCCUAUUGGAAGAAUAGAAUGAUGUACUUCAUCCAAGCAAGUGACAUGGGAGCAUGGAAUGCUGUAGAAGAAGGAUACAUCAAACCUCUCACUCAUCCAAGGUUGUGGAGUGAAGGAGAGACAAGAAUGUUCCAGCUCAACUCCAAAGCCAUCCAUAUCAUUUUUUGUGCUCUUGGACUAGAUGAAUACGGAAGAGUUUCAUCGUGUACAACCGCCAAAGAAAUAUGGUACAAACUUCAAGUCACUCAAGAAGGUACCGAUGAGGUAAAGAAAUCUAAAAUUAGUAUUCUAACGCAUAGCUAUGAAAAUUUCAGGAUGAAACCAAAUGAAGAUAUCAAAGCUAUGACAGAUAGAUUUUCAACGAUUGUCAAUGGUCUCAAAUCAUAUGGAGAGAUCAUUUCAAAUGAAAAGCUUGUGAGGAAGUUAGUCUACUCCCUCCCAAAAUCGUGGCAAUCAAAGAAGACGGCAAUCAUCGAGUCUAAGGACUUAACGUCCUUAACUCUUGAAGAGCUAAUUGGGUCACUCCUCACUCAUGAAAUGAUGUCAUGGUACCUUGAUAGUGGAUGCUCAAGACAUAUGACCGGAGACAAAAGCCGGUUCAUUGAGCUUAACGCCAAAAAUGGAGGAGAAGUGACUUUUGGAGACAAUUCAAAAGGUCACAUUGAAGGUAUUGGUACAAUAGGUAAUACCUCUUCCAUACAAAUUAAGAAUGUUUUAUAUGUGAAUGGAUUAAAGCAUAAUCUAUUAAGUAUUAGUCAAUUAUGCGAUAAAGGAUUCAAUGUCUUAUUUGAAAUUAAUGGUUGUAAAGUCAUUGACAUUGCAUCUAAUCGGAUUAUGCUUGUUGGUCAUAGAAUAGGGAACAUUUACAUGGUGCAUUUAGAUUCUUUUGAUAUGACUAAUUUAUGCCUAGUUGCUAAAGAUGAACAUGAUAGUUGGUUAUGGCAUAGGAGACUAGGACAUGCUAGUAUGAGUGUUUUGCAACGGCUAAUUCAAGGUGAUUUAGUUCGAGGGUUGCCUAAGCUUAAAUUUGAUAAUGAUAAAAUCUGUGAUGCUUGUGCUAAAGGAAAACAAAAGCGUGUUUCUUUUAAAUCCAUUAAUGACGUAUCAACUAGUAGAGUAUUACAGUUGAUCCAUGUAGAUCUUUUUGGGCCAACUAGGACUACUAGCUUGGGUGGAAAACAAUAUGCAUUUGUCUUGGUAGAUGACUAUUCUAGAUAUACUUGGGUUCUAUUUUUAAGGACUAAAGAUGAAGCAUUAGAACAGUUCAUCACAUUUUCAAAAAUAAUCCAAAAUGAAAAGGGUUACUCUAUAACUAGUGUUAGGAGUGAUCAUGGCACUGAAUUUGAAAAUCUUGGAUUUAUUGAAUUUUGUAAUUCUAAUGGUAUUAGUCAUAAUUUUUCAGCACCUAGAACCCCUCAACAAAAUGGAGUUGUUGAGAGGAAAAAUCGAACUUUAGAAGAAAUGGCUAGAACCAUGCUUUGUGAAAAUAAUUUGCCAAAAUAUUUUUGGACGGAAGCCACAAAUACCGCUUGUUAUGUUGUAAAUCGAGUAAUGAUUAGGCCAAUUUUAAAGAAAACUCCAUAUGAAAUUUUCAAAAAUAAAAAGCCUAACAUUAGUUAUUUUCAUCCUUUUGGAUGUAAAUGUUUUGUUUUAAACAACGGUAAAGAAAACCUUGGCAAAUUUGAUGCUAAAAGUGAUGAAGGAAUUUUUCUGGGUUAUUCCUUAAAUUCUAAAGCCUAUCGUGUAUUUAAUAAAAGAACUUUAGUUGUAGAAGAGUCUAUACAUGUUGUUUUCGAUGAAGCAAUUAGAAUGUUAUUAGCAUUUGCAUGUUUUCAUGAAUUUAAAUUAUAUCAAAUGGAUGUUAAAAGUGCAUUUUUAAAUGGUUUUAUAAAAGAAGAAGUGUAUGUGGAACAACCUCCAGGUUUUGAAGAGUCAAAAUUUCCAGAUCAUGUUCUUAAAUUGACAAAAGCUCUUUAUGGUUUAAAACAAGCUCCUAGAGCUUGGUAUGAAAGACUGUCAAAUUUUUUAAUUGAAAAAGGUUUUUCAAAAGGAAAUGUUGACACUACAUUGUUUUUAAAGCAUAAAGGUAAAGAUUUAUUAGUAGCUCAAAUUUAUGUUGAUGAUAUAAUAUUUGGUUCUACUAAUGAUGUUCUUUGCCAAGAAUUUUCUAAGCUAAUGCAAAGUGAGUUUGAGAUGAGCAUGAUGGGGGAGCUCUCAUUUUUCUUGGGACUCCAAAUCAAGCAAAGAAAAGAUGGCAUCUUCAUUUAUCAAGCUAAGUACGUCAAAGAUAUGCUCAUGAAGUUUGGACUGGAAAAUGGGAAACCUCAUGACACUCCAAUGAGCUCUUCAACAAAGCUUUACUUAGAUGAAGGAGGUAAAUGUGUAGAUGUUAAAUUAUAUAGGUCAAUGAUUGGCUCUUUGCUUUAUCUAACUGCAAGUAGACCGGACAUUAUGUUUAGUGUUUGCUUAUGUGCUAGAUUUCAAUCAUGUCCUAAGGAAUCACAUUUACUAGCUGUUAAGAGAAUCUUUAGAUACUUUAAGGACACUCCUAGUUUAGGACUUUGGUAUCCUAGAGACUCUAGCUUUAACUUGCAUGCUUUUUCUGAUGCGGAUUAUGGAGGAUGUAAAAUAGAUAGGAAAAGCACCUCCGGUACUUGCCAAUUCCUUGGAAAUAUGCUGAUUUCUUGGUUUUCAAAGAAACAAAAUUGUGUUGCAUUAUCUACCACUGAAGCGGAAUAUAUUUCAGCCGGUAGUUGUUGUGCACAAGUUUUAUGGAUGAAACAACAACUUUUUGAUUAUGGAAUUGAAGUAGGUACUAUUCCUAUCAAGUGUGACAAUACUAGUGCUAUUUGUCUCACUAAAAAUCCCAUCCAACACUCUAGAACUAAACACAUUGAAAUUAGACAUCACUUCAUUAGAGACCAUGUCACUAAGGAAGAUUUAGUUCUAGAAUUUGUUGAUACUUUGCAUCAAUUAGCGGAUAUUUUUACAAAACCCUUAGAUAAGGAAAGGUUUUGGACACUUAGGAGA